This is a messenger RNA of Haemorhous mexicanus (house finch), 513 nucleotides long. RefSeq names its product C-signal-like. The transcript has 4 exons. The coding region runs from base 1 to 366 and encodes 121 amino acids. The record is from RefSeq and is a predicted model, not a curated record. Lineage: Eukaryota; Metazoa; Chordata; Aves; Passeriformes; Fringillidae.
AUGUGGAAGGGAUGCAGCCAAGGCAAGGAGGGUCUGAGCUGCAGCAGGGCAGCUGUCACCAACAUCUCCUCCAAACUGGGCUCCAUCGGGCUGUGCCUCCACGUGCCAGAGGCCCCCAUGUACCCGUACCGGGCCAGCAAGGCUGCCCAGAACAUGGUGACGAGGUGCUUGGCUGUGGAACUCCAGGACAAGGGGAUCUUGUGCAUGGCCAUCCAUCCUGGCUGGGUGAAGACUGACAUGGGCACACAGGAGGCACCACUGACAGUGGAGCACAGCGUGAGGGGCAUCCUGACUGUGCUGGCCAGCCUCUCACAGCACACCUCUGGAGCCUUCCUCGACUGGGAAGGGAACAGCCUGCCCUGGUGAUGGACAAAUGGAUGGCACCUCUUGCCCAUGCUGCAGCCUCUGCUUGCUGGCUCAUCCCUACUCACCCUGAGCCCUCCCCACACUGCUGGGGAGAGGGAAUCAGCUUGGGAAACAGCCUCUGCUUCCCUUCCCACACCAUGUGUUCCC